Messenger RNA from Annulohypoxylon truncatum, 3224 nucleotides. RefSeq lists its product as uncharacterized. Gene Ontology annotation, molecular function: DNA binding. Gene Ontology annotation, cellular component: nucleus. The transcript has a single exon. The record is from RefSeq and is a predicted model, not a curated record. Bases 86 to 2824 code for a protein of 912 amino acids. Lineage: Eukaryota; Fungi; Ascomycota; Sordariomycetes; Xylariales; Hypoxylaceae.
CCAUUUGGCCAUUUGACCGUCAUCCCUCGCCCAAACUCGGAACUAGCAGUUGGGCCCGGUCGGGCUCGCAUAGUCCACCACCACAAUGGGUUCCAAAGACCCCGAUGUUAAUUCAGCCACUGAUGGUCGCCCCAAAGAUCGGCGGCGUAGCAAAAGUGAGCGAGAGAGGGAUAGGGAAAAGGAUAAGGAACGUGCCAAAGGGGACAGAGACAGAGAUAGAGACAGAGACAGGGACAGGGAAAGGGACAACCACCACCACCACCAUAAAUCCCACCGUUCCAAGCAUAAAAGUUCUGCUGACGGUGAUUCGCAUACCUCUUCACACCGCCGACACCGAACCAGAGAGGAAAAGGAAAAAGACCGUGACAGGAGGACAUCAUCCAUGAACGACCUAGUACCCGAACUCACGAGAACUUCCAUUUCUGGCAGCCGGGUCAGCUUGCCAUAUCCUACCUUCAGCAAGGCCCAUAGUAAGGAAAGCGUACUCGGCCAUGAAGAUGUAGACGCCUCUGCUUACCAUCACGAACCCCUCACCCCCGAGGCCACAGAUCUUGGCUCUGAUAGCCUGAAAAGAUCUAAAUCUACAGGCGGUUCUACGAAUAGGCAGAGUCCGCAGAAGGGUGACCGGCCACCCAGUCCUCCAGAGACUGAUCUAUCCGAAGAGAAGAAAAGACGGAGCAAAUCUUCCGCCUCGAAGCUAAGAGAUGAGCAUGAAUCGGGAUCGGACAGGCCAACAUCAAGAACUUCCGGUGUGUCUCGAGCUACUUCAAAGCGCGAUGACAAGUCGAAACUAUCUACCAAGUCUAGAGCCUCGAGUCAGGCUACCACCAUACAAUCUCCCCCAACCUACCCACCGCCGCCGCCUCCGCCUCCGCCGCCUCCACCACUGGGCUUGCGCAUUGUCAACGACGGCAGUUCUAACUUGAGCGAUAAUAGAACCGUGGGAGCCCAAUCUACCGCCACUCCUGUCGCACCAAAGCGGACAGCCUCGUCGAGAACCUCGCGGGUUCCCAGCCCAAUUGAGAUCGAAGACUCUCCGGACUCUAUACAGGACUCGUCGCCAAAGACCCCUACAGCCACACCACAGUUUCCGCCGCCACAAACCUUUCCGGACGAGAAGCCCAACUCGAGCAUCAGGUUUGAGAGAAGAGAACGUCCCACGCCCUCGGCAACACCUGCGACCGAUUUUGGUCCUCCGCCGCCGCCUCCGCCCCCUCCUCCGUUGAAUAUACAAGAAGUGCCGAGAAUCGACUAUCUCCUUCAGAACGGCGGUCUAAUCCAUCCCAUUCCAAGGAAUUUUCUUUCCGUGAUACCACGUCAAAAUGGCACACGGCCGUCCAAUCCGCCUCUAGCAGGGCCGGAAACUUUGUUCGCUCCUUUUUUCAACCUCCUAGACCAAUACCAGUCAGUCAUUCAAAGGCAGGGCUCGGUCGCAGUGGCAACAGGCCAUAAAUCUGUCGCCCGGCGAUUACUCGACCGGCUAGAAGAUGUGUUUUCACGAGAUCUUCCUGCCGAGGGCUGCAGUUGUAUCAUGUGCGAGAGGGCACCGGAAGAGCAUCGCGGGCUAGGAUGGGGAGAGGUCCUGGAACGAGUAGGGGGCAGGGUUGAAAUGCCUGCGUGGCCCCCUUUUGAUCUUGCUUCUCUAAGUUCAAAUGCUAUCGAGAGUGUAGCAGAUAUGCCUCCCAGGCCGGCGUCCCCAGUUAAACUGGAUCCUGAUAUCGCAGAAGAGUUUCGGGAGCACUACCUGCGACAAUCUAAGAAGGUUAGGUCUGUAGUCGAUCGAUGGAUGAACAACUGCGCCGAAGCGCCUGCUCCAGCACCCUCCGAGAUCGACGACGAGACUCUAACAUUUGCCAUCUUGACCAAUCUCGACCAGGAAGAACGUCCGUACUUCAAUGCACUACUUUCCGGCGCCCGGGAACUCCAGCCUGCUCUGAGAGCACCUACACCACUGCGUAGACCAAGGUCAGAUUUCAUGAUCAAAGCGGGUCUUGCUCUCCAGCGUAUCUACCGUUUACCUCAGACACCCCGCGACGCAGAGACGGCCGUGUUUCUUGUCAAAUAUCCUCUUCACCAUGAUCUUCUUACGACCAUCACCGAUAUAAACCCUCAGGAGUGGGAGAUCCUCGUCUCGGGCCGCUUCGACGGGUUUCUCUGGUCUGGAGCUGAUGCCGACGAUUUAAUGACGCCCAUUGCGGACAACCCACUAUCCCGAGGCGCUACACCUGCAAACGGCUUCUCAUCUCCGCCUCCUUCCCGGGGUCCCAGUGUGCGGCAUACGCCGGGUUUCGGCGCUUCUCGCAGCACGACCCCUUUCUCUGGAGUGUACUCCCGCGGCGCAACCCCCGCUUCUUUUAUCUCCCUUUCAUCUUCGACCGCACCCGGCCACAGUCGUCAGCCUGUAUCCCAUGACGAAGAGGUUGAGAUGGCUGUGCUAGCCGAGGUAGAGCGAGAAAUAUACCAGGGCAUGGAAGCUCUGGAAGACGCAUUUGAGAAGCUCCACCUCCGCGCCGAAAUGGUACGGAACGCUCUUCGCCAAAGGAAUAACGGUCUGUUGAUGAGCCAACAGCACCGUCGCGCCGGAAGAAUCGACGUAUUGCCGCAAUUGUCAGGCAACUCGCAAGGCUCCGAGAGACCGCCUUGGGCCGCUGGAGAUGAUGACGGCGCCGCAAGCGAGAGCGAUUGGGGAGGCGACGAUUUCGACUUAGCACCCGAGGAUUCGGCGAGCAACAUUUCAAGUUCGAGACAUAGGCGACCCAAGCGAAGAAACGAGAGGAGGACCCCUGCUCCUAUCGAGGAAGACGACGAGGAAAGUUACGUCUGAUCGGUUAACUUUCUAGCGUCCUGUGCGUAUCAAAUCAUGGCUUUUCUUUACUUUACGACCGCCACGACCUCAAAAAAAAUUCGUCGAUACCAUUUCGAACAAUUAUCUGGGAUUUCUCGUUUUGCAUCACAGUUGAAACAAAUGAGUUGGAGGUUUGCAUAUCUGAUUACUUUGGCGGGCUAGGAUGGGGUAAGCAGAAGUAGAAGGGGAUAGAUAAUCCUUAACGGGCUAGGUGAAGGAGCUCGGUCUGAUCGAAGUAUUCUACUCCCUGUCUCUUAUCUCUCGCCAUUUAGCUAUACAUCCGUGCCCACAUAAGUCUGGAGUUUAUAUGGUUUAUAUGGUCUUUCGCCUUUGAAAUGGGCAUUGCCUCCUUUUUCAUCCUCCAUUUGCAUUGUCAGGA